Molecule: messenger RNA, 4791 nt
Organism: Oncorhynchus kisutch (coho salmon)
Lineage: Eukaryota; Metazoa; Chordata; Actinopteri; Salmoniformes; Salmonidae
Product: protein spire homolog 2
Exons: 15
Coding region: 1687-3954 (755 amino acids)
Biological process (GO): polar body extrusion after meiotic divisions; actin filament network formation; actin nucleation
Cellular component (GO): cytoplasmic vesicle membrane; cell cortex
Molecular function (GO): microtubule binding; actin binding
Source: RefSeq, a predicted model, not a curated record
AAGCAGAAAAUUAUGUGCGCUAAAGAUGCAAUUUUAUACAGACAAAUACAUUAGAAGACAAUUGUCAAACCGAUCAGAAACACUGCUCACAACCUGUAUCUCCUAAAUAGUGUCGCCGGUGUAUUUUGUUUGAAUUUUUGAAUAUAUUACACAAAAGACUAGAAGGUUUUUACCAGGGGUAAAUCACUACACAACACACGUAGAACUUUGAUGCGCUCGAGAAAUGUAUACCUCAAACUUUCACCCAAUGUCUAGAUAAAAUAUCGCCGUAUCUUUCUGUUGUGUCAACCAUCCAUCCAAAUCAAAUAAUUAAUCCAUCCGAAUCAUUACCCGACUUUCAAGGAAUAGGACAUUUGAUGUAAACAUAUAAGUAGGCUAUAACUUUUAAAUUGUAUGAAAUGACAUCCUCACAAUCGCUUGCUUACCAUAAUCUCUACAACAAGGAAGUAGAGACAACCGAACCCGAGGGACAAUGUUGAUUGGCAGGUGUAAUGACGUCCAAUGAGGUUGCAAGGUUAAGGUGUGAGGCGGGAUCAGAUCGGCACAGCAUUGUCCAAUGAGGUUUUGGGAUUAGCCCCAAAGCGUGUGCAUGUCUUUGUGCACAACUGCAGGGGCUUGAGAGCAAUUAUCUGAUGACUUACUACACAACUUUCAGGGACCCUAUUGGCUCUUGGGCACUGCUUUCAGAACUACUGGCUAAAAAUAGAAAAGUUAACAAAAGUUAUGGAGAGUCUCUUUAACCAUAUGGAUUUUUCUGUUCAUAAUCAACUUGUGACUUUGCUUGAGGGGGAAUGCAGACCUAUUUAUUUUUGGACCAACUGGUGCAUGGAUAAAUCAAAGGAAAACAUUUUAUAUGUAUAACUGUAAUAUUAAUAUACUCUUUAUAAAGUGUAUACAAAGGGGGUAUGAAGGGCUUGUGAAUGGUUUAAUUAAGGCCUAUUCAAGUUAUGACACAUUUUCAUACAAUGUUUAUUACAAAUGUAUUAUUGAUUUAUAGACUAUCCUAUAUGAACUAAUGAUGAACAGUCUAUAACUACUGAGAGUUAAAAACCCUUUGCAAGCUCUGGCUAUGUAAUGUUGGGCUACAAUCGGAAUGAUUUCCUUGGGCCUAAACAUCGGGGGAUUGAGUUUCAUGAAUUAAUUGUUUAUGUGAUGUAUCCUCUACUUCUGUUUGUUUAUCUAACAAUAUGUAUGUGAGGGCUGACAUUCUCACAGCGUCGAGGUCGCCACUUCGACAGAUUUGUGGGUUUGUUGGAUGACGCUCAGGCUACGUGAGACGGGCGGAGCACAGGGGAUGCGGGGAUGCACUGCAGCGGAGCGGAUAAUCUGGGUGACCGGACUGUCAAAACUGAGCGUAUGGUCUAUUCUCUCAAUUACAAUCAUCUUCAAGGGUUUAUCUAUCUCUUCGUCAUUGUUUACCAGUACUCGUCUGGUUGGUGGUCAAACAUUUUCAACAAGAUUUUCUCCUUGCAGGUUGAUUGCGCCACUAGCGUAUGGUUUCCUCCUCCUGCCUCCUCUCCUUUCCUUGGCGCUGAUUGACAUUCCUGCAGAUCAAAGAUCGCUUUAAUUUGCUGUUAUAGUAACUCGCAGCUGUGGCAGUUGAGUUGGCGUGCUGUGGGGAAGGAAGGAACCCGGCGUGAAAAGAUAAUGGCCACAGAGCAAUGGGAUCGGUAGUGUACCGCAGCCAUGGCCAGGUCAACAAACAGAAGCGGCAAGGAUGGCGAUUCAAGGGUGUCCGCUCCCACGGAUAGGGCAGAGGCUCGGGACCUGAGCGACCCCAGGGAACUGUCUCUUGAAGAAGUGUUGAAAUCCUACGAGCAGCCCAUUAACGAGGAGCAGGCUUGGGCUGUGUGUUAUCAAUGCUGUAGCGGGCUGAGGGUGCCGCGCCCGGCCACUGUGACAGGUGGAGUUUCCCGUGUGAAGGACCCGUCCUCUAUACUCUUACUCAGAGAUGGGAUGGUUUCCCUACAACAACAGCCCUGCAACAACCAUGACACAGACGGACCUCCCCUCCCACCUAUCGCGGAGCGCCAGCUGGUCCAGUCUCUGGGCGUGGCAAUCUACCAGGCCCUGGACUGGGGUCUGGAUGACAGUGAGGAGCGGGAGCUGAGUCCUCAGCUGGAGCGGCUCAUUGAGCGCAUGGCAGGGGGAGAUCACAGCCUGGGGGCUGACUGUGGUGGUGGCAACGGAACUACAGAUGAGGGCUACAGUGGUCAGGAGGAGGAGGAAGAGGAAGGAGAAGAGGGGCCUAUGAGGCCAGUGCGUACAUUACGCCAGGUGAUGACACUUUGCGCUUCCAGACUGGCCAACCCUGCACUUGCCCCUGAGCACUACCAGGCCGUGUGCCGAGCCUUGUUUGUUGAGACUCUGGAGCUACAAACUUUCCUGACCAGAAUCCGAGAUACCAAGAAGAUGUUGAAGAAAAUCAAAACAGAGGAUCCUCAGGAAGAUAGAGCUGAGAUUGAUGCACUUAAACACACAGACUGGACUCGUCUCUGGGUACAGUUGAUGAAGGAGCUGAGACAGGGGGUGAAGCUGAAGAAGGUGCAGGACCAGGAGUUUGACCCACUGCCCACUGAGUUCAGCCUCACACCCUUUGAGAUGCUCAUGCAGGACAUCCGCACCCGCAAGUUCCAGCUGCGGAAAGUCAUGGUGGAUGGUGACAUCCCUACGCGGGUGAAGAGAAAUGCUCAUGAGCUUAUUUUGGACUUCAUCAGGUCUCGCCCUCCACUCAAACCAGCGUCAGAGCGAAACCUGCCCCCUCCUCCUCAGGAGAAGCAGUCCCUCCAUGAACGUGUCCUGGCUGAAAUCAAACAAGAGCGCAAACUGAAGCCUGUGGACCCACCCAGCUCCAAAAGAUCGUUUGGCUCCCUGCCUUGUCUGGCACACACUUGCCCGUGUGAUUUCAAAUCUACUUCCUGCAUUGACCUGUCAGGCUCAGAGCUAGGGUCCCGCCCCCCUUCUCGUCUUCGUGUUCUGCUCAAAGCCCCUACUCUUCAAGAGAUGGAGGAGAUGAACAUGUUGGAGGAUGAGGAGUCUCCAGACAGUGGGGAGCUCUGCCGUGCUGAGAGUUUUCCCACAUCUAUGAAACGGGACCGCUCCUUCUCAGAACACGACCUGGCUGAGCUCAGGGGGGAGACGCUCCCCUCACUGUCCGACUGCACCCAUCUGGAAGGGGCCGUGAUGCGGAGGGGUGAGAGACCAUGGUUACAUGUGCUCUCAGGGGCUGGGCCACCCUCCACGCACAGAGCCUCUCUUCCUGUGCCAGGCUGGGUGCCACCCUCCCCUGCCCGUCUCUCUCUCAGCUCAGUGAAUGAGACCACAGAGGGAGCUGAGACCGGCUCCAGUUCUCGGAAUGGCAAUAAACACCAGUGGAUGGAGGAAUUCAGUCACCCAGUGGAGAGUCUUGCCUUAACAGUGGAUGAGGUCAUCAAUGUGCGUCGCGUGCUGGUGAAAGCAGAGAUGGAGAAGUACUUGCAGAACAAGGAACUGUAUUACAAUCUGAGGAGAGGCAAGGUGUGCUGUUGCUGCAGAAUUAAGUUCCCCCUCUUUUCAUGGCCAUCCACCUGCCUGCUCUGUAAAAGGUCUGUCUGUGGAUUCUGCAGUGCAAAGAUGAAGAUUCCUUCCAAGAAGAUGGCCCACAUCCCAGUCUACACUGUGGGCUUUCAUAGCAGCCCAAAGAGCCAUGGUCGCAAGAGUGAGGUCUACAAAUCUCUGUGUACUCUCUCCCGCCGGUCUGUGGAGGAGGAGUUCCCCCACCUGUACACCAGUGGCUGCAGCCUGCGGGAUGUUUGUGCGGACUGCACCAAGUUUGUGGCUGAUGUCAUCUCGUCCAGCCGCCGGAGCCUGGACAUCCUCAACAACACUCCCAAGAGGGAGAGUGCUACACCCAAACCACAACCCCAGCCUCACGCAUCACCACAGCCACCCACCUUGAAGAGAAAAGACAAGUGAAAAGAUUGACUGUUGGUUUACCCCACUUCCUUAGCAGGGUUGCCCCUGUGCUGCACUACUAACCCACUCAAAACACCCCACCAUUCCCCCAGCCUGCAAGUACCCCCUCCCCCUGCUGAAGUGCUUGUUAAGGGUUGUUUCUCUGCCUCCUCUGUAGAGAGGUUCAUAAGACGUGGCCUAGGGACAACAUAUGAGUCUGCCUUAUCACACAUAUAUUGACUUCACUCCCUGGUCUAAUGCACAAGCAGAGAGGAAAGGCAAAAUACGAGGGAGGAGGAAAGAGGUGAGAGGGUAAUUGAUGAGGAUGAUCGGAAAGAGGAGAUCUAUUUACUGUAGGAGCCAAGAGUUUAAGGUAAAUAGGGUAAAUGUAGGGUAAAUAUUUAGCUCCCUAGUUGCCUUGUUUUAGUUAUGAAUGUAAUAUACUCUUUUAACACCAAAAUAAUACAUCUUACAUUGACACACCUUCUCAGAACACUGGAUUUUUUUCUGGAAUGUUAAAAUGACACUAUGGCUGAAUAGAAGAUAUAUUUAUUUCACUAUAGGUCUUUUUUUUAGUUUAGAAUGUGCUUGGAUUAUCUGUGGUCCAACUUGAUGAUGCAUGGUGGCACCGUCUGUCCGACUGUCUGAAUGUAAUCGGGUCCUAGAGGGGUGAAAAUGGUCCUGGAAGGGACCUGUCCCAUUGGCACCAAACUGGACUGGACUCCCAGCCUCCUAUCUCUGCUGCUUUAGAAUGACAUUAAGCCCCCUCUCUCACCCUCGAUGGUCCUGUGCGAUCUGCUCAAAUUUUUCGAAACACCCAGUAAACCUCAACUGCAAUAAAUCUCAUGUAAAAAGGAA